Penaeus indicus is the source of this 953-nucleotide messenger RNA. RefSeq lists its product as uncharacterized. The transcript has 4 exons. Gene Ontology annotation, molecular function: integrin binding. The annotation marks the transcript as partial. Gene Ontology annotation, cellular component: integrin complex; external side of plasma membrane. Gene Ontology annotation, biological process: cell-cell adhesion; integrin-mediated signaling pathway; cell-matrix adhesion. NCBI's taxonomy places the organism in Eukaryota, Metazoa, Arthropoda, Malacostraca, Decapoda, Penaeidae. The record is from RefSeq and is a predicted model, not a curated record.
CUGCAACGUCACUUCUCUCCUUCCCGACGAGACAGUGUAUCUGCAAUUCACGACGUACAUCACGACUGCAACAAUCAAGCUCAUAGGCUUCACGUCGGUGGCCCUCGAGUCGUCUCUCGUCAUCGAAACCCGUCAGGCCAACGUCUCCGUCUCGCGAGGCAACGGAAGGGCCGACGCGUCCACGGCGAACACGCACGUCACUCUCAUUGCGCAGAGGGAAACCCAAGCGAGCCUGAAGGACGUCUCUCUCUGGAAAAUCUUCAUCGCCGUCCUCGUGGCUCUGAUGCUCCUCAUCAUCCUUAUAGGCAUCCUGCAUAAGCUCGGGUUCUUCAAGCGCAAACGACUGAAUGAAAAUCAAAGAGAGUUGAUGAAGCAGAGUCAGAAACGCAGGACGCAGUGCAUGGAAUAGGGCAGACGUCUGUACGUGUGUGUGUGUGUGAGAGAGAGAGAGAGAGAGAGAGAGAGAGAGAGAGAGAGAGAGAGAUUGAGUAAGUAAGUAAGUACGUAAGUGAGUGUGUGAGAAUGAAAGAGAAAGAGAGAGUGAGUGAGUGAGAUUGAGAGUGAUUGAGUAAGUUAGUGAGUGAGAGAGAGACAGACAGACAGACAGACAGACAGACAGCGUGAGACAGAGACUGAGAGAGAAAGAGAGAGAGAUAAAUGCUUUAAUGCACACACAUACGUACUAAUGGUCUAAAAUAUGUCAAUAUAUGCUUACUUAUAAGUGUAUUUCGACAUCUGUAAAUCUAUAUGCCUAUAUUUCUUUUUACGAGUAUCCAUCUAUAUCUAUCAGUACUUGUAUAUGUAUAUUGAUUCACAUAUCUUUGUUUAUAUUGUGCCUUUAUGUAUGUAUGUAUGUAUGUAUAUGUUUGUGUACCUGUUCAUGGGUCUACACAUACAUUUAUUUACAUGUGUCUAUCUUAAUAUGUUUUAUAAUAUAUAUCUCAUCCUGCGCC